Messenger RNA from Lytechinus pictus (painted urchin), 5721 nucleotides. Its product is annotated as protein TFG-like. NCBI's taxonomy places the organism in Eukaryota, Metazoa, Echinodermata, Echinoidea, Temnopleuroida, Toxopneustidae. The coding region runs from base 117 to 1379 and encodes 420 amino acids. Gene Ontology annotation, cellular component: endoplasmic reticulum exit site. Gene Ontology annotation, biological process: COPII vesicle coat assembly; endoplasmic reticulum to Golgi vesicle-mediated transport. The transcript is spliced from 8 exons. Gene Ontology annotation, molecular function: identical protein binding. The record is from RefSeq and is a predicted model, not a curated record.
GCUACCUUCAAUUUCAUACACGUAGUUAAAUGAGGCUGUUCCCCAAUCCUUCACUCGGUGAUUUGUUUUUCAUAUUCUGAAGGCUACGAGAGAAGGUAGGGAGCUGAAUAAAGACAAUGGAAGGGCCCAGUGGCAGCUUCCCGCAGAUCGACCUGAGCAACAAACUCAUCAUCAAAGCCCAGCUUGGGGACGACAUCAGGAGGAUACCCAUCCACAAUGAGGACAUCACCUACGAUGAACUCAUCCUGAUGAUGCAGAGGGUCUACCGGGGCAAGCUCAAUCCAAGCGACGAGGUCGUCAUUAAAUAUAAAGAUGAAGAUGGUGAUUUGAUAACAAUUUUCGAUAGUACCGAUCUUUCAUUUGCAAUCCAGUGCAGUAGGAUUUUAAAAAUCACAUUAUUUGUCAAUGGUCAGCCAAGGCCGAUCGAGAGUGACCAAGUCAAGAAUCUGAGGCGAGAGCUGCAGUCCAUACGUAACCAAGUCAACUUUCUCCUGGACUCCCUGGAGCCUCGGUUACCCAUCGAGAAACCCGAAGGUACUUGUAAGCCCUCUGUGCGAUCAAAGAAAAAACCAAAAGAUAAUGCUGCGGAGGAGCAAGCUGAAGCCAAGCCUGCCGUCAGCACAGCCCAGACUGCCAUGUUUGAUCCAUACAAACAACCAGCUCCAAACGCAGCCGUCAUGAACAGCUUCGGUAUUGACAAAGAUGAAGCAACAGAAAGGCCGGCCUCGCCUGCUGACAGCGUUUCAAGUCGGAGCUCCAAUGUUGGUCAACAGCAGCAACAGAGGCAACAACCCCCUGCCAACCAGCCAGGCGCACCCCACCCCCAGCCUGGUGCCCCUGGGGUCACACAGGGUAUGUCACCGGUUCACUCGCCCCGCCCUGGCCCCCAGCAGCCCGGCAUGCCGCAGUCCCAGCAGCAGCAACAGGCUUAUGCUCCUCGUCCUUCAAGCCAACCCACCACCCCGGGGCUCUAUGGUGCUCCUACUCCUACUUCAGUGGGAUAUCAACCAGGCAACAUGCCCCAACCUCAGCAACAACAGCAACAACCACCUGUUUCUCAAGGCUACACCCAGCCACAAGCCCCGUACAGUGGUCAACAAGAACAACCACAACAACAACAGCCGCAGGGAUACCCACAACAGCAGCAACAAGGAUACCCACCGCAACCACAACAGCCGGCGUACAAUCCCCAGCAACAGCAACAACCGCAACCGCAACAACCGGCUGCCUACAGCGCGUACCAGCAGCAACCCGGGCAACAAGCUGGCGGGCAACAACCCUACCCGACACCAGCUGGGGGCCCGGGCAACCCCUACGCUAGGAACACCCCUUAUGGCAGGCCCGGGGCGUACCAGCAGCCGGGAUUGGGGUAUAAAUGAGUGUCAUGCCUGAGGGAAGGUCCUAAUAGAAACAUGGAAAGAAGCUUAGAAGCAUUUUAUCUUAUAUCUCAUUGAUAAAAUAGUUGACUAAAGAUCUAGAAUAAAAAAAAAAAAAAACAUGACAUAUACAGUCAGACCUCCACAAAUUCAAACUUUUGAUCCAAAAGCAAAAUGAAAAUCAGUAAAAAUUACUUACCUCUAAAUUUUUUACUGCACACUUACGUCUUCAGCUAUAUGACCUGCCUGGGCAUCGCUGGAAGUGACGUAGCAGCGAAGAAUUGGGUCAUAAACUCUUGGAAGUUUGUAUGUGUGGAUGUUUCAUCAAUGCUGUUUAACUCUCAUUCGAUUGUGACAGUCAGACAGUCCUGUCUAUAUAGACUUCUCAUGCGAUACAAAAGUGCAUCUGUAAUCCAAGCUACAUUUAUGUGGGGAAGUUACAAAUUGAUGCAGAUGUUUGAGGUUUAAGCCCUGGGGGGCGUUUCACAAAGAUUUAAGUAUGACUUAGAGUCGCACUUAAAUACCGAGCUGCGUACGGUAUGAAAGGCUUGACUGCAUUGGUCAGAUCGUGUCGUGGGGACGCGCAUUAUUGCGUAUCUAUCAAUAAGAUCGCGCGUUGCAUAUCAAGUACGCGUCGGCAUUUAAGUGCGACUUAAGUCAUUCUUAAAUCUUUGUGAAACACUCCCCUGGUGAUUUCUUUUUUACAUUAAAGGUAGGUGUCAGGCCUAAGUAAUUGUACCUAACAUAAUCUGCUGAAAUUGAUCCAUCAGCUGUAAAACUGCAACGUAAAUUUUCAGUUGAUUGCAAAUAUUUUCUUACAACACCGCCUAUUCUCAUAAUGAAUGUUUAUGAGUGCAAUGGACAAAAUACUUCAUGAGGUGAAAGAUGAAAUGAUCAGUUGAAUGGAUCAUACAUUUCAUCUUUCACCGAAUCGAGUAUUCUGUCCAAUGCAUGAAUGAAAAGAACAUUUAGUAUUUGUUUUACAUGACACCUUAAAAUAGAUCCUUGUCAUUUGACAUUUAUAAAUCUGAAUGCAAAUGUGCAUUCAGUGGGAGCGUGGUCGGUUGAUUGUCGCGUACAUUCAGCACGCGCACUGUGUUUUCUCGUGUAGUGCCGGUGAUCCCUGCGAGUAUGCAAUGGACAAAAUCGUAUGGAUCCAAAAUUGCAGAAUGAAUGGAUCGAAAAUUGCUUGGGUGAUGACGUCAUUGUAAAAUGGGCUGAGAAUGAUCGACAUCAAAUGACAGCGAUCUAUCUAGGUGUUAUAUAUAAUGGAUUAUUCCCUCCAUGGUUUUGUUUCUUUUAAUUCUUCAACAUCAUGAGAAAAGGAAAAGUACGCCAGGGGCCCGUAACACAAAACUUAGCUUGAUUGCAUUGACUACAAUGUACAAUUAAUCGUGAAAAUCAAGCAUACAAUCAAUCGCUAACCUUUGUGUUACGUGACACAGGUCACAUAAUUUCCAAAUUGCUUCUCAAGAUUUCAUUUUUUUUCAUGUUUCUUUUAGAUACCCUUUCUUCUUUCUAUUUUGUACAGAAAUUUAAUGAUAAAUUCAUGAUAGUAUAUUGUUCACUAUUUUGUUUGUAUAAAAUGACCAAUCUAGCCAAAAUGGGAAUUAUUAUAUGUGUUUGUAUAUGAAUAAGGGGAAUGCUAAUGCAAUGUAUGCCACUGGGCCCCGUGACACCAAUGUUUGUGAUUAAUUAUAAAUAUGAAAGAUCAAUUCUGAUUGGUUCCUGGCUAGUGCUCUAAACAAAAUGUGCAUGAAACAAUGAUCUUGAUUCGCCAUUUGUCAUUUAGCGAUUGAUUGCAAACAUUUGUGUUACGUAGCCCUGGUCUGUUAGAAAUGCAGAAAUGUAGCUGUGGUUUAGAUAAUAGAGAUGACCAUUAGAAGCUUGUAUGCGUCCAAUUAACAUAAUUUUAUAUGAAAUGACUAUUUUGGUUGUCACAAAUGGAUGAAGAGCAUGGAAAUAUAUAUAUUCAUUACAUUCAAUGAUGUGGUAAAUUCUUUAAACAAAUUCUAUAUGAUCAUUACUUAUAAUUGUACAACGAAUUUGGACAUCAGAACUUGAUAAUGAUAAUAAUUCCACUUUCAUAUUGCGCUUCAUUGGAAUAAUGUUAUUACAGAAUUGCCCUGGUCAGUGUAUUCUUGUUUGCCUGCGUACAUUGUCGAUGGUACAGAUAACGUAGACAAGGUUUCCAGAGGAAUACUUAUCGGGACUUGUCCACAUUUAUUUUUCUCAUGGAUGCUGUACAUUCUAUAACGGAAGUGAGCCUUUGGUUUUAGUCUCAGCGUAAAAAAAGUGGUUUGUGAACAUUACUUCACAAUCUCUCACAUUUAUUGAUAUCUUGAAUUAUAGAUACAGUAGUGCUAGAAAGUUAGCAAAACCCACCAAAAAAGGAACUCCUUCAUGCUGAGUGUUGAAUGCAGACAACAAUAUCGGUACUAAAAUUUUCGGCGAGCCCAGAGAAAAACACUUUAUUUAAUGUAAUAUUUUAUCACCUGACUUCCAAGUGUUGUGGCCCUGUGGAUUAGUCUUCUGACUUUGAAACAGAGGGUCAUGGGUUCAUAUCCCAGCUAUGGCAAAAUUUCCUUCAGCAAGAAAUUCUUCCACAUUGUGCUGCACUCAACCCAGGUGAGAUGAAUGGGUACCUGGCCAGAAUUUAUUCCUUGAAAUGCCACCGAGCUGUAAAAGGCUGCGGGGCUAAAGCCAGGGUAAUAAUAUCCAAGUCCUUUGGAAGCGCAUAGGGACGUUAUGACACUGUGAUAUGCGCUAUACAAGAACUGCGUUAUUAUUAUUAUUGAUUAAAUGUCUUUAUAUAACAUGGAGAACUAUUAAAUAUGUUCAUUUUCCGGGGGGGUUCACUAAGUUUUUAGCACCACUGUUUAUCAUAGAUACACAUAUAUAUUUUUUCAGUUUGAAACAUUCAUAUUCCCAGGAGGGGGGAGGGGGGUUCUGAAGAAUAUAAUACCCCAAACAUAUUAUUCUACCAUAUUAUUUAUUCUAACUUCCAUAAACUACUAACACCCUUUCCCUUUGAUUUUCUCAGGAUAUGAAUUAUGUCAUUAUAGCAUGUACUUAUAUUAUUGGUUUGUAAUCAACUUUAAAAGAUAGUAUAUCUUCUCGUCGGGCUGAAAUUAUAGGUUAUACUUCAUAAAGUUAAAUUAAGGAGAAUUGAUUACAUUGUAUGGAUUAUGUUAUCGAUUAAUAUUUUGCACAUUGCACACAGUAAGAUCAUUGAACGUAAUGAAAAGCUUAUACUGGAUUUACACAUUACUCGUUGGGUUGGGGCCUCUAAGCCAAUAGUAUUUCAGAACUUGUAGUAGGUGAAAUGUAGUUUCCCAAUGGGAGUAGUAAUUGCUAAAUAGUUUUUCAUUUCUAGUUUUUUACGGAACAGAAGAUAUUAUAAGCAUAUAGACAAUUAUUUUGUGAAUUUCUUUCUUACUCAAGUUUUAAUUUUUCAGGGUAACAUCAAUAUUUUUUUUGCAUUCCGUAUUCAUGUAGGCUACACAAUCUAUUACUUAAUUUGUCAAAUUAAAAGUUGAUUGAAAUCAGUUGCAGCCCACAUUCCACCCCCUCAAAAAAAGCUUAGAAAGCAUCUUGUUUGGGAUUAAAGGGGCAAACCUAGUCACAGGUACCCAGAAAAAUAUGUUUCGUCAGUUCGUAUGUUCAAACUGGCUUCAAAGCAGAGGAGUAACAAGUUACUGGUGGGGUGGGAGGGGGACAAGGGACGUGCUUCACAGGUCUAAUUUCACUGAUAGCAAAAAUAUAAAUUGAAAAAUAGUUUAUUUUUUAUUGAUUCCUCCCAAACAACUCUUCUAUGUCAUGCCACCCAGAGGAAUAUAAUUCCAAUUCUUUUCAGCCGGGUUUGGCUCUAAAAUAAAAAAUAUUUGUAUUUAUGCGUAAGGGGAAUGUCGUUAAUUGCAGGGGUUGCUCCAGGUUUUACCAUAAGGAGGGAAAAUAUAUUGACAAUACCCGUCUCCCCUUCCCAAGAAAGAGGGGAAAAUGUCAAAGGUCACCACUGUUUGAAGCACUUUCCUGUUGUGAUAUUUUUCUGAUAAGCAAAGAAAGACUAAUAUCCUCAAAGGGGGAUGCCCCUUGGCCUUUUGCCCCCCUACCAUUGCCCCAGAUCGGCACAUGAAGAGUAUUGCUUAGGUAGAAUACAAUUAUUGGAAUACAAUGAUGAUUAUUGUGUAGUUAUUUCAUGAAAUUUAAUCAAGUGAAUGUGCAUGGAGCACACAAAACGCAGAGGUAUUCGUUUAUAUGAUUUCAAAUGUGUAUGUGAAUGUGGUCUCUGUGCAUGUUAUGUGUAUCAUGUAUCAUUCUUAAAUAAAUAAUGGGGAAAAUAGCA